AGGCGCGUGGCCGCCAGAGCGGGCGCCCCAGCCGACCGCGGUCGCGGGUCUCUGAACCAGGAGACGAGAGUCGACAGAGCUCAGGGAUGGCGAAGGGCCUGACGUGGAGGCGGAAGCUGCCGCUGCAGGGCCCAGUGGCUGGAGAUAAGUGAUGGUGUCAUCUGAGCACCUGCUGGAAACGGGGCAGGAGGAACAGUAACCCCCGGGGAGCGCAGGCUGGCUCCACGAUGCGGAGAUGACGCCUCCGGAGGCCCAGGCCUCCCUCCCGCCCGGGUGCUAGGAGCCAUCCCCAGGCUCCAGCCAGGAGCCCUGCCGCCCAGGGGCAUGGCCAAACCCUUCUUCCGACUCCAGAAGUUUCUCCGCCGAACACAGUUUCUGCUCUUCUUCCUUACGGCCGCCUACUUGAUGACCGGCAGCCUGCUGCUGCUGCAGCGGGCCCGAGUGGCCCUGCCACAGGGUCCCCGGGCACCUGGCUCCCUGCAGGCCUUACCCGUGGCCGCCAUGGCGCUGGGCGUGGGCCUGCUGGACAGCAGAGCCCUGCAGGACCCCCGUGUCAGCCCAGAGCUGCUGCUCGGCGUGGACGUGCUACAGAGCCCCCUGGCCCGGCCCCGGCCUGGACCCCGCUGGCUCCGGAGCCGCAACUCGGAGCUGCGCCAGCUGCGGCGCCGCUGGUUCCACCACUUCAUGGGUGACCCCCAGGGGCUGCCCGCCCUGGGCCCCGAGGCCCCCAGGCCAGCCGCCAGCAGCAGAGGCACCUAUGUUGGAUGCUUCAGUGACGAUGGCCAGGAGAGAACGCUGAAGGGCACUGUGUUUUUUGACUUGAGAAAGAUGACCGUCUCCCACUGCCAGGACGCCUGCGCUGAGCGGUCCUACGUCUACGCCGGCCUGGAGGCUGGGGCGGAGUGCUACUGCGGGAACCGGCUCCCGGUGAUGAGCGUGGGGCCAGAGGAGUGUAAACACGAGUGCAAGGGGGAGAAGGGCUCCGUGUGCGGGGGUGUUGGCCGGCUCUCUGUCUACCGAGUGGAGGAGCUGCAGCCGAGCUCCAGGAAGCGGAGGACAGUCACCUACCGCGGGUGCUUCCGACUGCCGGAGAACAUCACACACGCCUUCCCCGACUCCCUGAUACAGGCCAACGUGACAGUGGAGACGUGUUCGGGAUUUUGUGCCCAGAAAGAGUUCCCCUUGGCCAUCCUCAGAGGCUGGGAGUGCUACUGUGCCUACCCCACCCCCCAGUUCAACCUGCGGGAUGCAGUGGACAGCUCGCUGUGUGGCCAGGACCCUGAGGCACGGAGGCUGGCAGAGUACUGUGAGGUCUACCAGACCCCCGUGCAAGACACUCGGUGCACAGACAGAAGGUUCCUGCCCACCAAAUCCAAAGUGUUUGUGGCUCUGUCGAGCUUCCCGGGAGCCGGGAACACCUGGGCACGGCACCUCAUCGAGCACGCCACUGGCUUCUACACAGGGAGCUAUUACUUCGAUGGAACACUCUACAACAAAGGGUUUAAGGGCGAGAAGGACCACUGGCGGAGCCGGCGCACCAUCUGUGUGAAGACCCACGAGAGUGGCAGGAGGGAGAUCGAGAUGUUCGACUCGGCCAUCCUGCUGAUCCGCAACCCAUACAGGUCCCUGGUGGCCGAAUUCAACAGGAAGUGCGCUGGGCACCUGGGCUACGCAGCUGACCGCAACUGGAAGAGCAAAGAGUGGCCGGACUUCGUCAACAGCUAUGCAUCGUGGUGGUCCUCGCACGUCCUGGACUGGCUCAAGUACGGCAAGCGGCUGCUGGUCGUGCACUACGAGGAGCUGCGACGCAGCCUGGUGCCCACGCUGCGGGAGAUGGUGGCCUUCCUCAACGUGUCCGUGAGCGAAGAGCGGCUGCUCUGCGUGGAGAACAACAAGGAAGGCAGCUUCCGGCGGCACGGCCGGCGCCCUCAUGACCCCGAGCCCUUCACCCCGGAGAUGAAGGACUUGAUCAAUGGCUACAUCCGGACAGUAGACAAGGCCCUGCGUGACCACAACUGGGCUGGGCUGCCCAGGGAGUAUGUGCCCAGAUGAUAGGCCCGGCUGCUCUGCCCGCCCUGCUGAGAGCUAGUUGCCCCCGGAGCUGCACCUGCUCCGAUGCUCAGGUGGUGGCCUCGCUGGGACGCAAGGCUGCUUGUGCCGCCAGCUGGGAGGCUCACCCAGUGCUGCCUUCCUCACGUGCAGGGAGACCAGACACAAGCCCUUAGCCCACCCAGGCAGACACAGUGUCACAGAACACACACACGCCUAGCCAGACACUCUUAGACACACCACUCCACGCUCACAGUGCCCGUUUCUACAAGCCCGAGACACCAUGCAGGGUGUGCCAGAUGCUCCCAGACUUGCAAACACAGUCACACACAGACGCCAGGUUAUGUGUUCCCAGAGACUGUCAAUCUGUCCAUCUCUUACACUUAUAGAACCACGUUUUCCAUGGCUCUCAGAGGCCUCGGGUUUCCUGUCUUCGGCCCCAGGCAUGGACUUGCUGGUCAGGGCUCUUGACUGUGGGACGCUGGGCUGGGUGGCGCCCAUGCUGUGAGCAGCAAGCACGUGGGCAUGGCGGUGGGCUCACGCAUUGUUGCUGCUGGGCUGUGCAGCCCAGACACCCUAUAAAUGUGU
Messenger RNA from Pteronotus mesoamericanus, 2637 nucleotides. RefSeq names its product WSC domain containing 1 (gene WSCD1). The transcript has 9 exons. NCBI's taxonomy places the organism in Eukaryota, Metazoa, Chordata, Mammalia, Chiroptera, Mormoopidae. Gene Ontology annotation, molecular function: sulfotransferase activity. The coding region runs from base 325 to 2052 and encodes 575 amino acids. The record is from RefSeq and is a predicted model, not a curated record.